AUGGUACCCUCCAUAAGAGCUGUUCCCAACGCCGCCAAGCGAGCUACAAGCUUGCUACGCACCAUUCAGUAUACGCACCCGCCUUCAUGUCCCUGCCACUCAAACCCGGGAUAUCAUCAAUCGCCACCAACUUUCACUCCAUCAAGGCAUGCUCACCAGCGCAAGUAUGCCACGCCUACCACCCAUCCAGGCCAGAAGGAGUACGCCUUUGAGAUGGCUGCUUCAUCCAUCAGGUUUGGCCCCGGUGUGACGCAGGAGGUCGGCAUGGACUUGAAGAACAUGGGGGCGAAGCGUGUCUGCGUGGUAACCGAUGAGACCGUCAACAAGCUGGAUGCUAUGAGACAGGUCCGCGAGGCUCUCACCCGAGAGGGUAUUCCCUUUGAGGUGUACUCCAAAGUUCGCGUUGAGCCAAAGGAUAGCUCUAUCAAGGAAGCUAUCGCCUGGGCUCGCCCUUACGCACCGGAUGCUUUCCUUGCCGUUGGUGGUGGUUCAGUCAUCGACACAGCCAAGCUCAUGAACCUGUACACAGCAUAUCCUGACGCCGACUUCCUAGACUUUGUCAAUGCCCCUCUCGGCAAGGGCCUUCCCAUAGAAAAGAAGUUGACGCCGCUCAUUGCCGUUCCUACGACAGCUGGCACAGGUAGUGAGACGACAGGAACCGCCAUCUUUGAUCUUGUGUCCAAGCGAGCAAAGACUGGAGUCGCUCAUCGAAACCUCAAGCCCACACUUGGUAUCUGUGAUCCUCUCAACACAAGAACCAUGCCAGCUGCUGUCAAGGCAUCGUCAGGUCUUGAUGUUCUGUGCCAUUCACUUGAGUCCUGGACUGCCAUCCCAUACAACGAGCGAACUCCCAGACCAACAAAUCCCAUUCUUCGACCGGCGUACCAAGGCGCGAACCCCAUCUCUGAUGUGUUUUCGUUCCAUGCUCUUCGUGCCACCGUCAAGUAUCUCCCACGAUCCGUCAAGAACCCUGACGAUCUAGAAGCCCAAUCUGAAAUGCUCUUGGCAUCGACCCUGGCUGGCGUUGGGUUCGGUAAUGCCGGCGUACAUCUCUGUCACGGCAUGUCCUAUCCAAUUUCUGGCCAGAACCCGGGCUAUAGUCACGAUGGCUACGAGGUAGCGUCGCCCCUUAUUCCUCAUGGUGUCUCUGUGGCGGUGUCUGCGCCAGCAGUCUUUCGCUUCACGGCGGCAUCCAACCCAGAGCGCCAUCUGCAAGCUGCAGAAGCAUUCGGGGUGGAUAUUAGCAACGUGAAGCGAGAGAGCGCGGGCGAGGUUCUCGCGGAGGCCAUUACCAAGUUCCUAGCGGAUCUAGGUGACCAGCCCAAGGGGCUUAGAGAGCUAGGCUUUGGCACGGAACACAUCGAGGCCCUUGUCGAGGGAACGAUUCCCCAGGCACGUGUGUUGAUGCUGGCACCAGGAUUGUCCACGCAGCUCGAGGCAGAGAAAGACCAGCUACGGAGACUGUUUGAGGAUGCCAUGGCACACUGA
Fusarium sp. VM40 is the source of this 1488-nucleotide messenger RNA. NCBI's taxonomy places the organism in Eukaryota, Fungi, Ascomycota, Sordariomycetes, Hypocreales, Nectriaceae. The record is from the annotation of a GenBank genome assembly.